Molecule: messenger RNA, 1151 nt
Organism: Acipenser ruthenus (sterlet)
Lineage: Eukaryota; Metazoa; Chordata; Actinopteri; Acipenseriformes; Acipenseridae
Product: tRNA (guanine-N(7)-)-methyltransferase-like
Exons: 6
Coding region: 150-926 (258 amino acids)
Biological process (GO): tRNA methylation; RNA (guanine-N7)-methylation
Cellular component (GO): tRNA methyltransferase complex
Molecular function (GO): tRNA (guanine(46)-N7)-methyltransferase activity
Source: RefSeq, a predicted model, not a curated record
UCCAGACGUCAUAUCCCAGCGACACACAGACAGCGUGGUGAUAGAAUGAGGUGUUGGCUGCAGAGACCGUCGCUUAAUUUCAAUAAAUAGUUUAGUGUUUUUAGGACAGAGCACCGUUUUACGAACGCUGUGGGAUUUCAAGGAGCAAGAUGACAGCGACCCGGCCCCAGAAACGAUAUUACAGACAGAGGGCUCACUCCAACCCCAUGGCAGACCACACGUUUCAAUACCCAGUAAAACCAGAGAAAAUGGACUGGUUCCAGCACUACCCUGAAUUUUUUAAACCGCUGGCAGAGAGAGGUAACCAUGAAAAGAAAGACUCGCAGGAGGAGACGAGGCAGGGUCCUAUGGUGGAGUUCGCUGACAUUGGCUGUGGCUAUGGCGGUCUCCUAGUGGAGCUGUCUCCGCUGUUUCCGGACCGGCUGAUGCUGGGUUUGGAGAUUCGGGUCAAGGUGUCGGACUAUGUGAAGGACCGCAUCCGGUCGCUGCGGGAGGCCCACCUGGGUCAGUACCAGAACAUCGCCUGCAUCCGAAGCAACGCCAUGAAGUACCUGCCCAACUUCUUCAAGAAAGCGCAGCUGAGUAAGAUGUUUUUUCUGUUUCCGGACCCGCACUUCAAGAAAACCAAACACAAGUGGAGGAUCGUCAGCUCCACUCUGCUAGCGGAGUACGCGUACGCUCUGAGAGUCGGGGGUUUGGUGUACACCAUCACUGAUGUGGAGGAGGUUCAUGAGUGGAUGGUGAAGCAUUUCACCGAGCACCCUCUGUAUGAGAGAGUGCCGCGCGAGGAACUGGCAGAUGACAUCAUCAUCGAUCGCUUGGGCGCCUGCACAGAAGAAGGGAAGAAAGUCCAGCGGAAUGGCGGUCAGAACUUUCUGGCUAUCUUCAGGAGGGUGGAGGACCAAGAGCAGAUGUCAAGCCCCUAACCCUCAAACUAGAACUGCCUGCCUGGACGCCUCGACCGUCUCUUUGAACUAAACUGGUGUGGAUUUUCAUUACUGACCACGAGGGCUGGGCUGGGACUAUUAUUCCACUUGGGACGCCACAAACUUUGACAUCAUGAUCAAUGAUUUCAUGAACUUUGACACCAGGCGUGCUUUUAUACACUGUUCUUAUUGCAUCUUUUUCUUAUAAAUUGCAUUUGAUUUAAA